Messenger RNA from Phaedon cochleariae (mustard beetle), 1600 nucleotides. The record is from the annotation of a GenBank genome assembly. Lineage: Eukaryota; Metazoa; Arthropoda; Insecta; Coleoptera; Chrysomelidae.
CGGAAUCCAGGCUUAGAAAUGAAAGAACAUGAUGAUUGCCAAUUUAGCAUCGAAAAGUUUUUAGGUAAAUGUUUCGAAUAUGCUGACCAAAUUUCGUAAUCCUUUCAUUACAUUUUUGGAAAAGAAUGACGGACGUUUGACGUCACAAUAUGUGGUGACGUUUUGCGCUUGCAUCUGUCAAUUCUCGAGCGGCCUCAGCUACUCUUGGAUCAUUCCCUCGCUGAACAAGGUGAUGUCCGACGAGUACCCCUUCAAGAUGAGCCCCGACGAGGCCUCAUACCUCGCCAUCAUGAACCAAAUUGGGUACGUGGUAGGGGCUGUGAUGUCCGCCCAUCUGAUGGACAUCCUCGGCAGGAAGUGGACGCUAGUGUGGACGUCCCUACCAAUGGUAGCUUCAUUCCUUAUGAUCUCUUUGUGCGACUACUCGAACAUUUUGCUCUACGUAGCUAGGGUGUUGGGAGGCAUAGGAGAAGCUUGCGCCACCGGUAUAGUAGGCAUCUACAUAGCAGAAAUAGCCUCCCCCGCCCACCGAGGAAUGCUGGUCAACUCCAUAAACAUAGCAUACAUCAUAUCGGCCAUACUCAUCUGCCUCUACGGCUACUACCUCAGCCUCCAAGCCGCAGCCUUGGUAUCACUAGCCUUCCCCAUUCUCUUCCUCCUGACCUUCACCAGCAUGCCAGAAUCUCCCUACUACCUCCUCAUGAAGAAGGACACCGAAGGAGCUCGCCGAAGCCUCAGAUUGCUCAGAAGAAAAGAAGACAUCGAGCUGGAGGCUAUUUCCCUCCAAGCUGACGUCGAUAGACAGAUGUCGGAGCGUGGGGGCUACAGAGAGCUGUUCACCAUCCCAGCCAAUCGCAGAGCGAUAUGCCUCAUGCUCUGCGUGAAGUUUUUGCAUUUGGGCACCGGCUUCAAUGCUAUAGGCGCCUAUGUGCAAGUUUUGCUCGAGCAGGAGAGAAUAUCGGCAGUGUGGGGCAUGUUCGUGAUCGGAGUCCUUUCUGCUGUUGUCUACAUCAGUGGGAAUUUCCUGCUGGACAAACUAGGCAGGAAGAAACUAGCUGUGAUAUCUUCGACAACCACAACGAUCUGUCUCUUAGGCAUCAGCGCGUUUUUUUUGUUGAGGGACUCUUUCCGUUUGGACCUGUCCAACCUCGCGUGGUUACUCUUCGUCUUGGUAGUUUGUUAUUACAUUUGCUUCAGCGGCAUGUCUACUGUCAUCAAUGUUUUCGCCACAGAACUGUUUUCGAAUAGCGUGAAAGCCGAAGGGACGGCUUUGAACAUGGUGAUCCAUGGUUUGGGGACCAUGGCCACUACGAAGUAUUAUCAAUUUGCCGGUGAUCAUAUAGCUUUGUUUGUGCCUUUUCUCACAUUUGGCCUUAUCACUUUGUUCGGUGUGUUCUUCUUCAUUUUCGUUAUGCCUGAGACGAAAGGAAAGACGUUGGAGGCUAUACAAGUGGAGCUGAAGAACAAAAAGUAGCUUAUCUUGAAUAUCCCGAAGGUUUGCCAUAGCAAACGAAGUGUAAAUGGGGUAGGGUAUUAUCUGAGACAAUUUCUUCCUGGACAAACUAGCCUGGAAAUAACUAGCUGUGAUAUCUUCGACAAC